AUGCCUCUGGUGAAGCGCAGCAUUGAGCCGCGGCACCUGUGCCGAAGGGUGCUGCCGGACGGAGUGACCAGCGAGCUGGAGUGCGUCACCAACAGCACCCUAGCAGCCAUCAUCAAACAGCUCGGGGGACUCAGCAGGCAUGCGGAGGACAUAUUUGGGGAGCUGUUCAAUGAAGCCAACAGCUUCUACAUGCGCAUGAACAACUUGCAGGAGAGAGUUGACCAGCUGGCCGUCAAAGUCACACAACUUGACUCAACUGUGGAGGAGGUGUCACUGCAGGACAUCAACAUGAGGAAGGCCUUCAAGAGCUCUACCAUUCAGGACCAGCAGGUGGUGUCCAGGAACUCCAUCCUCAACUCCGUCCUGGAGAUGUACCACCGCUCUGACAAGCCGCCGCCCCUCAACAUCCUCACUCCGUACAGAGAUGACAAGAAGGAUGGCAUGAAGUUCUACACAGACCCCUCCUACUUCUUCAACCUGUGGAAGGAGAAGAUGCUGCAGGCCACAGAGAACAAGAGGAAGGAGAAGAGGAGGCAGAAGCAAGAGCAGAAGCACCACGAGGACCCGAGUCGGGAGGUGAAGAAGGUGCGUAAGGCGCGUAACCGGCGGCAGGAGUGGAACGUGCUGGCCUACGACAAGGAGUUCCGGCCCGACGCACGCCUCACGCCCUCGCCCUACCACGGCAUGUCCUCCGAGGGAUCCCUCUCUCCCGACAGGUCAGGCAUGUCGGACGAGCUCUCGUACCCGGCCAGCCCCAACCACCCUCCCCAGGAGGUGGGCCCGGACGGCAAGGACGCGGCCCCCACGCAGACCCAGUCUCUGGACCGCGCCUACAGGCCCCCGGCCUCCUCUGGUGCCCCCUCCGGGGCCCGGCAGCACUCUCUGGGCCGCGUGCCCUCGCACCAUCCACCGCCGCCCACCGACGCCGCACUCAACGGCCCCCGACCCACAUCUGCCAAAGACUACAGUGGCCACUAGUUGCCAGAGCACUUUGUGCCCCCUGCUCCCCCUCCCCCACCCCCCCUCAUCCCCUCCGCCCAGACCGCCUUCGACAGUGGUGCUGCCUCCGCCGCUGGUGGUAUCGGAGUUCCCCCCACCCUCCCGCCUGGCACUAUGUCAGCCAUCUCCCGCCCCUACAGCCCCUCCCCUCCCCCCGCACCCCCUGCCAACUACGUGCCCUCCCCGUCCCACCCGGCGGGCGCCGGAGGUCCACCCGUGGCCCCGCCGCCCCCACCUCCCGGCCCCAUGCCCGCCGGGGCCCAUGCCCCGUCCCCUGCCCGCCCAGGGCACCCUGCUGGUGGGGUGGAGGGUGCCACGCUGCCCCGCAAGGGACAGGUGCCCGCGAUGCCCAUCAGCGACGCACGCAGCGACCUGCUGGCAGCCAUACGAAGAGGUAUCCAGCUGCGUAAGGUGCAGGAGCAGCGUGAGCAGGAGGCUAAGAAGGAGCCGGUGGGUAACGAUGUGGCCACCAUCCUAUCACGACGCAUCGCCGUGGAGUACAGCGAAUCAGACGAGGACUCAGAGCCCGAGGAGAACGAGUGGUCCGACUGA
Molecule: messenger RNA, 1551 nt
Organism: Engraulis encrasicolus (European anchovy)
Lineage: Eukaryota; Metazoa; Chordata; Actinopteri; Clupeiformes; Engraulidae
Product: actin-binding protein WASF3
Exons: 8
Biological process (GO): actin cytoskeleton organization; positive regulation of Arp2/3 complex-mediated actin nucleation
Cellular component (GO): lamellipodium; cytoskeleton; SCAR complex
Molecular function (GO): actin binding; protein kinase A regulatory subunit binding; Arp2/3 complex binding
Source: RefSeq, a predicted model, not a curated record